AUGUCUUUAAUAUGGCUCCCCCGCCCUUCCCCACUAUUCGUAGCUCGCACCUUUAGUCGUUCUCAAUUCGUUAUACGCCCAGCUUCAAUACCUCUCCUUUCGACCAAACCCUCUACAUUAGUCCUUAGGUUAACCCCCGCGCCUCGUUUACAAAGCACCCAGCCGUCAAAGCAAGAACCCUCUUCUUCCACCACCGUAGCUGUCAACCCGGAAAUAUCUUCAGAACUAAAGCCGUCCCCUCCGUCUACUUCAGAACCGGUAAAAGGCCCAUUACUCUCAAGAGCAUGGAAAAAGGUCAAGCAUGAAGCAGCUCACUAUUGGCAUGGCACAAAGUUGCUGUUCUCCGAAGUUCGAAUUUCAGCGAGGUUGCAAUGGAAGAUUUUACACGGAGAACAGUUGACGCGACGCGAGCGUCGUCAGCUCAAACGUACCACCCAGGAUCUUUUGAGACUCGUGCCUUUUGCAGUGUUCGUGAUCGUGCCAUUCAUGGAAAUCCUUCUGCCCGUCGCUUUGAAACUGUUCCCGAACAUGUUACCGUCCACUUUCGAAGACAAGUUUGCAGCGGAAGAAAAACAACGCAAGCUUCUACGGUCCAGACUAGAAAUGGCGAAAUUUCUUCAAGAGACGUUGCGAGAAUCUCCACUCAAGGCCAAUGCUCAUAUUGUGGGUAGUGACGCGUUCAAAGAAUUCUUCCGGAAGGUACGCUCCACGGGAGAAUCCCCGUCUGCAACCGAUGUAAUCAACGUAGCCAGGCUAUUCGACGAUGAUCUCACACUCGAUAAUCUGUCGCGUCCUCAACUGGUUUCGAUGUGUCGAUACAUGGACCUCAACGCGUUCGGAACGGACAACUUCCUUCGUGGCGCGAUUCGCUCUAGGCUACUCAACCUUCGACGAGAUGACCAAGCAAUUGAUGUUGAAGGUGUCGAUUCAUUAUCCACUUCCGAGUUGCAAGCCGCUUGUCAGUCUCGAGGUAUUCGAACAACAGGUGUCUCUCCUGCCAAGCUCAGGGAUGAAUUAACCAUGUGGAUCAACCUUCAUCUUCACAACCGUGUCUCUGGAGUCCUGCUCGUCCUUGGACGAGCAUUCCAAUUCGAUAGAAAGCCAGGUCAAACUGACGAAGACGGAAAGCCGAACGUGAUAAAGAGUUUGGAAAGUGUACUCAGUGGUCUACCUGAUAUUCUGCUCAACGAAGCCGAAUUGGAGGUUGAUUCUGAGAAGGCUAGCUACAAGCAAAAACUAGAAGUUUUGCAGCAACAGGAAGAGCUCAUCGAGGACGAAGAGGAGCAAGAGCAGAAGGAGGAAGAUGCCCGUCGUGCAAAACGCGAAGCGGACGAACUGGAAGCACGCACUGCUCAGUCGCUUUUACCUGAUUCCGAGCUUCUACCAGACCUUGAGGACAAGGCUCGCAUGACGACUGAACAAUUGAAGGAGUUGAGUGAAGCUCUCGUCAUCCUUUCUGCGAAAUCCAGUUGUCUCAAAGAGAGAGAUGAGUUGAGAGCUCUCAUGGAGGAAAAUCUUCAAGCGGAAGAGGAUCCGAAGUCUCCCUCUGGCGCUUUGACGAAACGUAUCCGAUCAAUGUUGACGAAGAUUGAUACCCAGCUACAGGAAUAUGAUGACCGUGUCGGUAGCUCCCUGCAAAUGAUUUCAACUGAUGCCCAAGGACGAAUAUCUGUGGAGAAUCUACAGAAAGCUUUAGCUGUCAUCAAACAUCGACCAGAUGAUGAAGUUGGGCAAGCUGUCAUCCAGAAGUUGGACGUUGACAAUGACGGUUUUGUUGAACUGGAACACGUCUUGGGAUUAGUGAAAGAAGAGGGGUUGGGCGUGGUUCUCGACGACUCUGCGCGGUCCAUCAUUGGCCUUGGAAGGGAGAUCAAAAAUUUGGGACCUAGGAAGGAGGAUAUUGUGCAGGAGGCGUAA
Marasmius oreades (fairy-ring Marasmius) is the source of this 1917-nucleotide messenger RNA. RefSeq lists its product as uncharacterized. Lineage: Eukaryota; Fungi; Basidiomycota; Agaricomycetes; Agaricales; Marasmiaceae. The transcript is spliced from 8 exons. The record is from RefSeq and is a predicted model, not a curated record. Gene Ontology annotation, molecular function: ribosome binding; calcium ion binding. The coding region runs from base 1 to 1917 and encodes 638 amino acids. Gene Ontology annotation, biological process: intracellular monoatomic cation homeostasis. Gene Ontology annotation, cellular component: mitochondrial inner membrane.